Xiphophorus maculatus (southern platyfish) is the source of this 1555-nucleotide messenger RNA. Its product is annotated as carbonic anhydrase 1-like. The record is from RefSeq and is a predicted model, not a curated record. Gene Ontology annotation, biological process: carbon dioxide transport. Gene Ontology annotation, molecular function: zinc ion binding; carbonate dehydratase activity. The transcript is spliced from 7 exons. Bases 284 to 1066 code for a protein of 260 amino acids. Lineage: Eukaryota; Metazoa; Chordata; Actinopteri; Cyprinodontiformes; Poeciliidae. Gene Ontology annotation, cellular component: cytoplasm.
UCCAUUAGAUGAACACCGAACGCGCAUCAAUCUGCAUGUUCCUCCGGCAGGAAUGAGGAAUUUGGAGCCUUGGAUUGAUACGGAGCGUCGCUUCAGCGCGUCUAAACUCCUCCCGCGGUCACUAUACGAGGGCAUCAUGUGGCCACCACCAGCCUGGCAGACGCGCUGCGCACAGGCUAUAUAAGCUCGGCAGCUGUCAGGUGGAGGACACUGGCAGCUCUGCACCGCAUUGCUCUGUACUGCGCUGGGAGAUUACACAGCCUCUGCAGAAAACACAUUAGCAAUGUCUCACGCUUGGGGAUACGGAGCGGAUACCGGACCCGACAAAUGGGCUGACAGCUUCCCAAUCGCGAACGGACCCCGCCAGUCUCCCAUCGACAUCGUUCCGGGUGAAGCGUCGUACGAUCCGGCGCUGAAGCCGCUCGUCCUGAAGUACGACCCAUCCACCUGCCUGGAGAUCCUCAACAACGGCCAUUCCUUCCAAGUGACCUUCCUAGACGACAUUGACAGCUCAACUCUGAAAGACGGACCCGUCUUAUUUAACCACAGACUGAAGCAGUUUCAUUUUCACUGGGGGGCUUCAGACGACCACGGGUCUGAACAUACUGUGGCCAGGACCAAAUACCCUGCUGAACUCCAUCUGGUGCACUGGAACACUAAAUAUGCAAACUUUGGGGAAGCCGCCAGUCAACCUGAUGGGCUUGCUGUAGUUGGAGUCUUCCUAAAGAUUGGUGAAAAAAAUCCUAAUCUCCAGAAACUUAUUGAUGCAUUUGACUCAAUCAAGACCAAAGGCAGCCAAUGUUCCUUCGCUGACUUCAACCCUGAGACGUUGCUGCCUGGUUGCCUAGACUACUGGACGUACGAGGGCUCUCUGACCACGCCUCCUCUGCUGGAAAGCGUCACUUGGAUCGUCUGCAAAGAGCCAAUCAGCGUCAGCUCUGAGCAGAUGGCCAAGUUUCGCAGCCUCCUCUUCUCCGGUGAGGGCGAGACCGAAUGCUGCAUGGUGGACAACUACCGCCCUCCGCAGCCACUCAAAGGUCGCACUGUCCGUGCUUCCUUCAAGUAGUUCCCAUCCCCCUCUCCUGCCCUUUUUCCUCCCUUCCCCCUUUCAGAAAUACCUUUUUUUUCCCUGGAAACCAUAGGAAGAAGACAUAUCUCUCUUCGUCCAGCUCUAAAACUCAAAUUCCUGUAAAACAGCUGCAUUUAUUUCUGGAUCCAAAUAGCAUGGCCUGUUAAAGUUUAUUUUUAAAGGGGCAGUAUUGUGUAUUUUCAGGACGCAUAGUGCCAUAAAAUGCUGUCAAGAAAAGAAAUUUGAUUUUGCAAUUUAACACCUUGGAAUUGGGCCUCUGUCUCUUUAAGAAGCUCCUGCUUUUUUGGAAACUCCUCCUUCUGGAAGUCAUAGCAACAAAGUUUUUCCAUUAAACUUGUACCACUCAGUUCCCCCAAGCAUUUCUGCACCCAAAAAGGCUGCCUGGGGAGAUAAAAAUAUUUCUCAAAUACCCAUGAAAUAAUCAAACCAACGCUCCAGUUAUGUUUUUGAUGACGGAUUAGCAUU